AGUUUAUUAUGUGAUUACCUGGAGAGAGAAAAAAGUUUUCUCUUAUUUAAAUUGUUCUCCACCGAUAAUCAGAAUUGUUUUUACUUCUUGUGUUCCAAUUUGAUUGAGUCAAGUUAAUUUUCAUUUUCCUUUUUAAUCAACUAAAUUAAAUUUCUUAUUUCUUUAUUUUCGCUUGGCUCGAAAAUCUAAUAAAAUGAAUUGGAUAACAAUCAUUUUAAUCAUUGGAUUAACUGUUAAUCAAAUCAAUGGACGAAAAUCAGAUAAUGAUAAAUCAUCUUCCAGUGAAAAGACAAGUAGUGAAGACUCGAAGGUAAAGAAACCGUAUCAGUUUGGUUAUGAGAUCGAAGAUGGUCAAGGUAAUAUGCAACAUCGACACGAGCAUUCAGACGGAAGUGGGGCUAAGGUUGGUUCUUAUGGUUAUGUUGAUGCUAACGGAAUCUACCGGAAGGUUGAAUAUAUUGCCGAUGAUAAAGGUUUUCGAGUGAAAAUGUCCUCCAAUGAACCGGGAAUGAAGGAUAUCAAUACACCUUCGAUAUCUAUGGUUACCAAACCCUAUUCGACAAAUGACCUGGAAGCUCCAAGUACACCAUCUCCUCCGGUGGUUCCUCGUCCUGUACCUGCUGGAGAUGAAGAGGGAAUGUACAAUUCAUUGGAAAGAGAAUCAAGUCGACUUUCACCAUCAAAAUCUUCGGACACUGAGUAUCGUUCGAAGCCCAAACUUCACUUGGAACCCAAACACCACGAUUAUCUUUAUAAUCCAAGAAUCUCUCCAUCUUCCUCGAAAGAGAUUGUCCAACAACGACCAUCAUCACUCUACCCUCACUCACUGACCAUUUCUAAACCUUCUUUCUUGACCUCUCACGAAAAUAAACCAUCACCAUCAUCAGCUGAGUCUCACUAUUCACCACCAUUAAAACCUUUACACUCUUCCGGUGAAGCUAAUUCACUUUCUAAUUCUGGUGAGAUUUCAUUUAGAUCUAAUCAACGUCCAGUUUUCUCUCAACAAUCUUUUACACCAUUGAAAUCGAUGGAAGAUAAAUCAAAAGAAUCUUUAUCCUCUGAGAACAAUUUAAAUUCAAUUGAUCUAAAUCGACAUAAAUCGCUUCCCUAUUCACAAUACGAUCCAAUGAAACGAGAAAAGGAGAAAGCACUCAAUCAACAAUUAACUAAAUCCAUGAAAGCACCUUAUGAAUUAGAUGAUCAUUUCCACCCAAAUGUUUACCAUUCCAACAACAAUCAACCAUCACACAAUUUCCCACUGCCAACGCCUAAAGAGGAUGCACCAAUUAAAGAUCAUCGGUUCACAGCUCCAUCGAAAUGGACGAAACAUGAAGACGAUCCAAAGAGAAAAGAAAUCAUUGAUAAGCCCAUUUAUCCGAUAGCGAGUCGUUACCACCACGAACCAAUGUCCAAAUACUCUGGACCAAUGCACCUUAAAAACAAUCCUUAUACUGGUUACCAGGUUAAGGAGGCACCAAGUCAACUUCCCUCUCCGCCAUUAUCAUCGCGUCCAUAUGAUUAUCGUGAGACAACAUCGCCACUUCCUCCUCGAUCGGCUGGAUAUUUGGCCACAGAAUUGCCUCUUCCACCACCAAGAUCAAAUAACUAUGAUAGUUCACACGAAACACAAUUACCACCUCCACCUUCAUCACCUCCACCCAUUCAUUCAAGUAUCUACCAUGUUGAUGAUCAUUCAUCUCAUGAGACACCCGAUUCUCGGGAACGACCUCAUCACUUUUCCUCUUCAUCAGCUCCUCCUUUUGAACCUUCAAGACUCAAGAGUGAAUCUUAUUCAGACUUGUUACCAUUACCACCUCCAUCAUCAUCUCACCCUCACUCUCCACCACCACCACCACCAAUGCAUCAAUCAGAUUUCCAUGGACCACCAAGAAAACGACCUGCCGCUUAUCCACCACGACCUGAAAUCCCAGACACUCAUGAUUCCGAAUCAAAUUUACCACAAGUUAUUUACGAUUCAAGGGAAUCAGAAUCAGCUGAACAUGGAGGUGGCCCAUCGUCCGAACGACAUUAUCCAAUCAAUAACAGAAAUUCUGAUCAUCCAGAUCAUGAUUGGUACUCAGUUGAUGGCGACUCAAGACACCAAUCACCACCAUCACCUCGACAAUCAUCAUAUCCUCGUGGAGGUGAUAAAUUUAAUGGAAAAGAUGAAUCAGUUUACAUUAAUAAAUUACCUUACAAUUCAAUGGAAACUCAAACUAAACCAACUUACCCAUUAACUAAUGACUUCGUUAGAACCAACAAUGUGCCAACAAUUAACGCUCGUUAUCCUCGACAUAAAAGUAACGAUGAAAAUGAAUCAACUGAAAAGAAAGAUAAACAAUUAAGAGGAACAUCAUCAGAAAUUUAUUCCAAUUUUAAAACUGGAUUAAGAGGAUUAUUCAAUCAAAUGAAUCGAGAUAAAAACAAUCCAUACACAGAAUUGAAAAAAGAUGAACAAUCAAUUAGUAAUCAUCUAACUAAUCAACAACCACCACCAUCAUCAUCAUCAUCAUUAACCAAAUCAUCAGAUGAAAUAAUUUCUAAACCCAAACAAUUAGCAAUAACUAAAUCAUCACCAUCAAUAUCAAGUGAAGAUACCAAAUCAAAUGCUCCAGUUUAUCGUGAUUAACAAAUGAUCACAUUUUGAUUUACUUAAUUUAUUAUAACAAAAGAAAAAUUUCUCCAAAUCCUAAUCUUAAAUCAAUACAACAAUUAAACCUAAACAUAUCCCUAUGUCUUUACAUGAUGAGAAUUAUAAUUAAAAAAGUGUUAACUUGUGAUUAACCGAUUGUCAAUCAACCAAUUUGUAAAAUCAUGAUUAAAAGACUAACCAAUUAAAAGAGAUUAAUAGAAGUAAAAAAAAAGAGAUAAUAAUCCAUGUUAAUGAUUGACUGAAAAUGUGGAGAAAUAACUAAUCAAUUACUUGAGAG
Molecule: messenger RNA, 2930 nt
Organism: Panonychus citri (citrus red mite)
Lineage: Eukaryota; Metazoa; Arthropoda; Arachnida; Trombidiformes; Tetranychidae
Exons: 2
Coding region: 194-2629 (811 amino acids)
Source: RefSeq, a predicted model, not a curated record